Messenger RNA from Tripterygium wilfordii, 1475 nucleotides. Its product is annotated as late embryogenesis abundant protein D-29-like. Lineage: Eukaryota; Viridiplantae; Streptophyta; Magnoliopsida; Celastrales; Celastraceae. The record is from RefSeq and is a predicted model, not a curated record. The coding region runs from base 213 to 1280 and encodes 355 amino acids. The transcript has 3 exons.
GACGAACAGAAACCCUUUUGAAUACACACGUGUCGCAAGCCCAGCAUCCAACUCCCACAAAAUAGUCCCCCAUUCUCGCCACGUAGCUCUCUCUUGACGCCACGUUUCCAAUCCCCAACGGUUUCUCAGACCCCAGCGUAGAAAUAGAAACAACCAACAGCGUUCAUAGUCUCCAGUUACUGUAAAGAAAACACAGAAAUCAAGAGUGAUCGAUGGAGAAGAGAUUGGUAAUGGCGGUAGUAUUGUGGUGGCUGGCGGUGUCGGUGGAUUUGUGUUGGUGCUGGGGAGAGGAUGCGGCGCAGAGAAUGAAUCUGGCUGCAGAGAAUGUCAAAGUUAAAGCAGAAGAGGCCGUUGACGAUGCCAAGGAGAAGAGUGACUCCUGGACUACCUGGGCUUCUGAUAAAAUCUCCGAGGGAUUUGGAGACGGAGAAGGCAAUGCAAGAGAGGGGGCUCAGAAUAUAGUGGACAGAACAGAUCAUGCUUCGAGUUAUGCGUCGGAGAAGGUGGAUCAAGGUAUACGAAUGGCUACUGACAAGGCUAGUGAUGCCAAAGACACUAUGACAGAAGCAGUGGAUCAUGGAAAAGAUAGAGCAGCUGAUGCUUACAACAUGGCUUCAAAUAUGUUCGCAGCAGACAAGGAUUAUGACACUUGGUUGAGCACGGCUUCAGACAAGGCAAACUACAUUAAAGAUAGAGCAGUAGAUACAAUGGAGUUCGGAAGAAAAAGAGCGCGAGAUGCUGCGGACACGGCUUCAAAUUAUAUGCCCUCGCAUGAGGACUUUCAAGCUUGGCAUAGCGCGGCUGCGGACAAGGCUGAUUACAUUAAAGAUAGGGCACAGGAAGCUAUGAACAUGGCUUCGAAUUAUAUGCCCUCCCAUGAGGACUUUCAAGCUUGGCACAGGGCGGCUGCGGACAAGGCAGAUUACAUUAAAGAUGGGGCACACGAUGCAAUGAACACGGCUUCGAAUUAUCUGCACUCGGAUGAGGACUUUCAAGCUUGGCAUAGCGCGGCUGCGGACAAGGCAGAUUACAUGAAAGAUAGAGCACAAGAUGCUAUGAAUUUGGCAUCCGAUAAGGCAAGUGAUGCAAUGGAACAUGGUGGGGAGAAAGCAGCCGACUAUUACAAUGAAGCGAAGAAGAAGAUGGGAGAUGCUUAUGAGUCCGCAAAGGAUACUAUGAGCGAUCAAGCCAAGAGUAACUAUGAAGCUGCCAAAGAGAAGGUGUCAAAGGCUGCAGGAGAUAUUGGAGAGAGCAUGAGAAAGAGUACCGCGGAGCUUUGAGCAUUGAAAGAUACACUAGCUCUUAGUCCAUGUGAGUCAUCUGCAACUGCUUGUUUUGGAUUCUUUGAUUUCUUCUAAUAACGUGCUGUUAUAAGGAUCUUAGGCUUUGUCUUUGUUAUAGGAAUUACUUCGUUUUUUCCCCAAAAUUUUGCUCUUUCUUUUUGUUAAAGACAGCAAUUCAUUUUUGAAAGUAAU